Mercenaria mercenaria is the source of this 7367-nucleotide messenger RNA. Its product is annotated as shiftless antiviral inhibitor of ribosomal frameshifting protein homolog. Bases 870 to 1820 code for a protein of 316 amino acids. The transcript has 8 exons. The record is from RefSeq and is a predicted model, not a curated record. Gene Ontology annotation, biological process: innate immune response; viral translational frameshifting. Gene Ontology annotation, molecular function: sequence-specific mRNA binding; ribosome binding. NCBI's taxonomy places the organism in Eukaryota, Metazoa, Mollusca, Bivalvia, Venerida, Veneridae.
GUGUGUCAACAUGUUUUUAUUAUCACUUCUGACAGAAAAUGAGUUAGGAUUUCUUAAGUGCUACGUUUUAUUAAAAAAAAUAUUGUUAUUACAAACCUUCAAAGUAUCACCAUUUACCGAAACACAUUUUUGUAACAUUUAUGCCCAAUCGCGAAAAGCAGAUAAAUAGUCUUCUGUUUGAGAUACUGAUAAAUGAGCACAUGAGAUACAGAGAACGUCUGGACUUAUAUUUUUUCCAGAAAGCAUUUUCUUAAGUCUUGGAAAUAAAAAAGGUCACAGGGACUCAGGUCAGGUGAAUAAGGUGGAUGAUUUACAACCACAUUUUCAGAAGCCAAAAACGACGUAACAACAUCGCACUUGUUAGAGAAGGCGUUGUCGUGUAAAAGAUGGACUCCUGACCAUCAUUUGCUUGGACGUUUCUUAUUGUAGAAUCGUCCAGUGACUGUAUGACCUGAUAGACAAGGCGGCACUUGAACGACUGGCCCACCACUAGAAUUGAAGAAAAUUGCGUACAUCAUCUUUUUCGAACUUAUGGUUCUCUUGGCAAUACAGGGCGUUUUUGAUCUUUUCGCUUCCAUUGCUUUUAAUCAGGUCUUCUCUAUGGCUCAAACAUUUGCACCCCGGUUUCGUCUAUACUAGCAAGUUAUAAAUAACCCGACUAUCGCAGCCUUUGUACGUUUUCAAAAAUUCCCGGGCACACUUAAGGCGUUGUUUCGUUUGCUCAUCAGUGAGCAAAUGAGGUACCCACCUAGCGCAAACCACGCUUUUUCAGAAUUGUUUACACACUGCCUUCUGAUAGGACAGUACAACUGGCUACAUCUUUCAGCGACAAUCGCGCAUCCUGUUUGACCACAGUUUUUAUAGCAGGGAUGUUUGCCUUGGCAACAGAGGUUUUAGUCCUACCAGAACAGGUACAGAUUCCAGUGGAUAAUAUUGGUGGAGGAGCGGGGGCUGAUUUAAGUGCUGAUGACUGGGAGAAAAUCAAAAAGGUGCGCAAGUUGCGUGAAUUAUGGCAUGGACGUUUCACAAACAGGAAUUUGACAACGUUACUGAAACACCAUGACUGGGAUGAAAACGCUACAAACUUGUUCAUCUUAGAUGCUUUACCUGAUGAGCUCAGAGACGUUCUCGGUGAGGAUGACUGGCAAGUUGUUGAGAAUGUCCGUCGAAACAACGUCCUUCGCGACUUGGCGAGACUAAAUCGUAUUGGUCAUGAAGUCCGACAGUAUGGGUGUAAACAAGACGACAACAUGUGGUGGAGACGCGUGCCAUCACGAAAACCCGUUUCGAAAUGUAAACGAUGUAAACAGAAAUACGAGCCUAUACCACGUGAACAAGAAUGGGGUUGGGCUAGGUUUGAAUGUGUGUGCGGCCAUAAAUUCAAUGCUUUCGCAAUGAUGGACAGAAGCCUGCUCGGGCCUCGAUACACAGGGAAAAGUCAAAGUUUGUGUUACCGCUGCAUGUCUCAGAUAUGCGAGCCAAUACAUUUUCUUCCACCCACAAAACACAAAAAGAACGAGCGUGAACCGGGUGACGGGCAAGACCAGAGACGCCGACCGAGGAGAUACGCACACAGAUGCACAGCGCCAAACUGUUUCAACAGAUAUAUGCCUGAUCCAAGAAGUAAUGAACCACUAAUUACGAUCUGUGUGCAUCCUAAUUCCCUGAAAGAUAAGGUGCACGGAUUUGGCAGUGAUCGUCAUGUCAGUAAAGGAUCAACAGUGAAAACAUUCCUGUCUCAAGACGAUAUAGACUCAUGUUAUGGGCCCAGUCUUGCUGACAUUGACGAGAUUGACAUUGAUGACGGCGAUAAUCUUUAACAUUUCUAAUGCAUACGAUUGUAAGACAGUGUCUUUUAGCUGGACUAUUUUGAAAUUUCUUCAACAGUAGAGUUUUUGCACAAUUAAACCCGUACGUCGGCGACAGAGUUUGCGUCCGUGUCCCGAUUUGGUUAAGUUUUUGAAUGUAAGCUGGUAUCUUGGUUGCCACUGAACUCAAACUUUUCACACUUGUAAGUACAGUGCACAGGUUCCAUAAUUCUGUUUUGCAGUUUUACAAAGUUAUGCCCCUUUGCAGCUUAAGUUUCUGUGUAUAAGCUUGUGUCUCAGUAACCACUAUUGGGAACAAAUUGAAACUUCACAAACCUGUUCAUUCUGAUGAUUUGACAUAUUAGGCAUGGGUCGCAUGAUUAUAUUUUGCAUUUGGAAAUGUUAUGCACCUUUUCGAAAUGGCAAUUUAUGUGCCCCCACCCUAAAGGCGCGCCAUAUAGUCAGUGGACCGUCCGUCUGUUCAUCUGCUCUCCCGGUUUCCAAUCGAGCACUGGUGCAGUAAUCCUCAACGUGGUAAGCAUGUUAGUCGUGACCGGCAGAUGAUCCAUAACUUAAUAACUGAAGAAUGCUUUGGCCUACAGCCGUCAAACUUCAUAGGAUGAUUUCCUAUGGUCAGUUGAUCACUAUUUCUAAGGUGUCUGUCAAAGGUCAAGGUUACAGUGACCUUCAGCUGAAAAUCGGUUUCUGAUUAUAACUGAAGAAUGCUUUGGCCUGGUGGUCAAACUUCCUAAGAUGCUAGCCUAUGGUCAGUAGAUGACCCCUAUUGUUUUGGGCGUUAUUAGGUUAAACGUCAAGAAGGUUAAAGUGACCUUGAAUCUGAAAACGUUUUACGCCCGAUAACUAAAGUAAGCCUUGGUCUACAGCAUUUAUAAAUAUAAAAUAAUUGCCUUUGGUCAGUAGAUGAUCUCCGAUGUUUUGGGGGACCGUAAGUAAAAUGUCAAGGUUUCAGUUACCUCAAGACUGUGAGUGGUUUCUGCUCAGUUACAUAAGGACACUAAGAAGCCUAAUUACCUGCAGUCAGUAGGUGACCCCUACUGUUUUGGGGUUCAGUAGGUCAAAUGUCACAAUAACCUUGAUACUGAAAACAGCUCUAUACCUUAAGAUUGCAUGCGGUAAGUAGAUGAUCCUUAUUGUGUUGGGGUCAGUAGGUCGAAGGGCAAGGUCACAGUGAUCUCUGGACUGAAAAUGGGACAUCUAAGUCAUCAUGGGGGUCAAUCGUAUUUUACAAACAGCCUUUGUUUGAUUAGUUUUUAUGUAAGCUGGUACCUUGAUAACCAUUUUAGGAAUGAACUAUAACUUGAUGCACCAGCACAUUAUGACGAUUUGACAGACAGUGCAUAUGAUCCAUAACCCUAUUUACAUGUAUAUAUUUUUACAAAGUUAUGUUCCUUUUUUCGACUUAGCAAAUUUUAUUUUUUUUGUAUGUAAGCUUGUAUCUUAAUAACUAUUUGUGGCAAUGGAUUUAUACUUCACACGCCUCCUAACCGUGAUAAAGUGACAUGCAAUGCUCAGAUAACAUAACCUGCUUUUUCUUUUUCACAAAAUUGUGCCCUUUUUACCGUUGUAUUCAUUCAUUUAACCAGUUUUUAGUGACAAGGCACAAGUCAAGCACUGCUUUUUCCCAACAGUUUUUUUAACAUAUUUUACAAAAAAUGUUCUUCCUUAUUUUUCAAAAAAAGACCCAAACAAAAGCUAACAACCUAUUUAUGAAAUCGUAUCAGUUUGGUGCUGGAUAAUCAAACAAGAUUUUGCCAAAAGAUUCAUCAAGACUCCAAGUCUUUUGAGUGCAAAUAAGCUUAAUCAAGUAAAACAGUAAGUAAUUCCAGUUUUAAAAUGUUUGGUUCUUAACCAUUGAAAUUCAGAAUGUCUGAACAAGGUUCUAGAAGAUAUGAUCAAGAUGUGACUGUUACAAUGUAGGUGGUUUUCUAAAAAAUGUAUGUUAUCCAUAUCAUUAGCACAUUAUUUAAAGAUUAUAUUACAAGAAAUCACGCAAGCAUUAAGUACUUCUGCGGAAAAGGUCAACAUUUUGCAUAAAUAUGUAUAUUCCUUUCAAUAGUUAAAAAAACAAACAAUUUCUUGGUGGCAUCAUCUUCAAAACCCAUUUGUUUAACUCUUACAUAACACCCGGAUGAUAAGGUAUUCCUAGUUUCUUAUUACAUUGUAUAUAGACUACAUGAAGCCAAAAUUUUGGUCACAUCUAAUCAAUUUGCCUUAAAAUUAUAAACUUGUGUUAUAUUUCUGUUAUAAUGGAAUGACGUUUUUUACCCCAUAUUUGUAGAUUUCGAUGUCUAGAUAUUAAGUUAAUAUUGUAAAAAAUAGAUGAAAUGAAGAUCCAUUUAUCUUGAUUUGGCUUCCGAUAUUUUAGUAAUAGGUUCACUCGUUACUAUGCCAUCCUGAAUUUUGUUUUGAUAUCUUCCAGAAAUUUAGACUGUGAUAUUCUUGUGUCUAGAUUAAAAAUGUUUUGUUUAUGUAACAUACAUAUAAAGUAAAAUGUAUAUUUUGAUAUCUUCCAGAAAAUUAGACUGUGAUAUUCUUGUGUCUAGAUUAAAAAUGUUUUGUUUAUGUAACAUACAUAUAAAGUAAAAUGUAUAUUUUGAUAUCUUCCAGAAAAUUAGACUGUGAUAUUCUUGUGUCUAGAUUAAAAAUGUUUUGUUUAUGUAACAUACAUAUAAUUAAAAGUUAAAUGUAUAUUUUGAUAUCUUCCAGAAAAUGAGACUGUGAUAUUCGUGUGUCUAGAUUAAAAAUGUUUUGUUUAUGUAACAUAAAUACAAAGUAAAAUGUAUAUUUUGAUAUCUUCCAGAAAAUUAGAAUGUGAUAUUCUUGUGUCUAGAUUAUAAAUGUUUUGUUUAUGUAACAUACAUAUAAAGUAAAAUGUAUAUUUUGAUAUCUUCCAGAAAAUUAGACUGUGAUAUUCUUGUGUCUAGAUUAAAAAUGUUUUGUUUAUGUAACAUACAUAUAAAGUAAAAUGUAUAUUUUGAUAUCUUCCAGAAAAUUAGACUGUGAUAUUCUUGUGUCUAGAUUAAAAAUGUUUUGUUUAUGUAACAUACAUAUAAAGUAAAAUGUAUAUUUUGAUAUCUUCCAGAAAAUUAGACUGCGAUACUCUUGUGUCUAGAUUAAAAUGUUUUGUUUAUGUAACAUAUAUAUAAAGUUAAAUGUAUAGUUUGAUAUUUUCCAGAAAAUUAGAAUGUGAUAUUCUUGUGUCUAGAUUAAAGUGUUUUGUUUAUGUAACAUACAUGUAAAGUAAAAUGUAUAUUUUGAUAUCUUCCAGAAAAUUAGACUGUGAUAUUCUUGUGUCUAGAUUAAAAAUGUUUUGUUUAUGUAACAUACAUACAAAGUAAAAUGUAUAUUUUGAUAUCUUCCAGAAAAUUAGACUUUACCAUUCUUGUGUCUAGAUUAAAAAUGUUUUGUUUAUGUAACAUACAUAGAAAGUAAAAGGUAUAUUUUGAAAUCUUCCAGAAAAUUAGACUGUGAUAUUCUUGUGUCUAGAUUAAAAAUAUUUUGUUUAUGUAACAUACAUAUAAAGUAAAAUGUAUAUUUUGAAAUCUUCCAGAAAACUAGACUGUGAUAUUCUUGUGUCUAGAUUAAAAAAUGUUUUGUUUAUGUAACAUACAUUUAAAGUAAAAUGUAUAUUUUGAUAUCUUCCAGAAAAUUAGACUGUGAUAUUCUUGUGUCUUGAUUAAAAAUGUUUUGUUUAUGUAACAUACAUAUAAAGUAAAAUGUAUAUUUUGAUAUCUUCCAGAAAAAUAGACUGUGAUAUUCUUGUGUCUAGAUUAAAAAUGUUUUGUUUAUGUAACAUACAUAUAAUUAAAAGUGAAAUGUAUAUUUUGAUAUCUUCCAGAAAAUGAGACUGUGAUAUUCGUGUGUCUAGAUUAAAAAUGUUUUGUUUAUGUAACAUAAAUACAAAGUAAAAUGUAUAUUUUGAUAUCUUCCAGAAAAUUAGAAUGUGAUAUUCUUGUGUCUAGAUUAAAAAAUGUUUUGUUUAUGUAACAUACAUUUAAAGUAAAAUGUAUAUUUUGAUAUCUUCCAGAAAAUUAGACUGUGAUAUUCUUGUGUCUAGAUUAAAAUGUUUUGUUUAAUGUAACAUACAUAUAAAGUAAAAUGUAUAUUUUGAUAUCUUCCAGAAAAUUAGACUGUGAUAUUCUUGUGUCUAGAUUAAGAUGUUUUGUUUAUGUAACAUAUAUAUAAAGUAAAAUGUAUACAUGUUGAGAAUGAAGUGUACUUAUCAUUUAAGAAAACUAGGCAGAUGCGAAGAUAGAUGUAAACACAUUUGUUAUGUAUACAUGUAAUUGAAGUGAACACAAUUGCCUCUCCUACAAUGUUCUUAAAGUGCAUUUGUUCUUCGUCAGUAAUUGACGCCAGUCCGCUUAGCUCAAUAGAGAGAAAACAGAUCUACGGAUCACUGGGUCGUGAGUCCGAUACUCUGGUGACGCGUAUGUUCUCUGUGACAAUUUUAUAAAAGACAUUGAAUAUCGAAUCAUUCGUCCUCUACCUCGGAUUCAUGUGGGGAAGUUGGCAGUUAAAGGCAGAGAAAAGGUUUGCACUGGCCUAAAAUCCAGGAUCAUUGAUUAGGUUAACUGCCCGUUGUUACAUAACUGAAAUACUGUUGAAAAACGGCGUUAAACCCAAAACAAACAGGCCAUCAGUAAAAUGUUUACUCAUCUCAAAACAAUGAACAUGUUUAAUAUGUAGAAAUACUGAACUGCCACAUUUUCCUAAAUUAUUAGUAAUAGAUGUUUCAUUACAAACAUGCGUAAGUAUUUUAUGUUUCUUUGGUUCGUUUCGAAACUCAAAACCUUAACGCCGCAUAUAAAUUGCCAGUCCAUCGUUUGUGCUAUAUGACCUGGCAAUUUCCAACAUUAUUAUUAUUAUUAUUAUUAUUAUACCAGAUUUAUAUAGCGCCCUUUUCAUGAUCAAUUUCACGUUCAAAGGCGCUUUACAUAGUUCAAAUGCAGCCACACAGGGCGCAUAAUUCAUCCUCUACUGGUACAGACACAGAGCGAUCUGACCAGAGGGACAGAGUGAGACAAAGCCCCCACGACAGAGAGAUCAGAAAUCAGACACAGGCUUGUCCGGCCAACUUAGCCUAGCUCGUUGCGAAUAGACAGCCUGGUUCUUUAACGUGCCUAGUGUAUAGCACUGAUACACGCAAGGAUAUACUAAAACAUACUAAACGCAGGGAUAUACUAAACAUACUAAAAUUAAAAAUUAAAAAUGCGGAAAUAAAUUUCUGAUGUCAUUUAAUAAAACAGUAAAUGAAUGGUUUGCCAAUCAGUAGUCAAAAACUAUUGGUAUUUGGUCUUUUGACAACAGUUUUGACUAUUGACAGGCAAGCCAUUUAAUUAGUGUUUAGUAUCUGACAACUCCUGCAACUGUUUUGUGUAUAAUGUGUUUAUUCAUGUCUGACUGUCGUAUAAAUGGACUCAUUUUUAGUUUAUAUUAUGAGUGUUAUCCAUUCAUAUUUGCUAUCAUGGUAAAUUGAUGUUUAAAGUUAUGUAUAAUGUUUCUAUUGCUGUAACUAUCCAACAAUAAAUUGUUUAU